Molecule: messenger RNA, 544 nt
Organism: Drosophila erecta
Lineage: Eukaryota; Metazoa; Arthropoda; Insecta; Diptera; Drosophilidae
Exons: 4
Coding region: 91-471 (126 amino acids)
Source: RefSeq, a predicted model, not a curated record
GAUUUCCACUUGGGGAGGGCUUGGAAAAGUUAUUCAGCAUAUUUUACCUAUUAAACAAAUACUAUUUAUAGCCAAAAACGUUGGAGAACUAUGCCACAUCGAUCAAGUGAGCGUUGGUUUGUCAUCGCAGCUUUGGCUUCAUGGAACUUAAUGAGUGGUUUCGGGUUCUACGCCUACAUUCUGGAUUGUUAUGUAAAUUAUCCACCUGACCACCAGCGAAGGCAGUUCAAAUAUCACACUUUUGCCGGAACUAUUGACAGAUAUAUAGUUAUGGGAAUUACUGUCGUAAUGCUAUGCCAGAUAGUAGCUUCGAUUUUACUGUGCUUCGCACUAGAUGAGAAAAAUAGAAAAUGUCUUAUUUACGGAAUUUUCAUCAGCAUGGCUUUUCCAUGUGCUUGUCUUCCGGUUUGGCCAUUAGCUGUCACCCAUGUCAGUCUUGUUUUGGUAGUACUGAGUUAUUACUUUGAGUAAUUUCUAAAAAUGUUAAAUAUGGUAUUUAAAAAUUUUGAGUUUAUAGCAAUAGAUUUAUUUUGACCCAAACCUA